Messenger RNA from Oryctolagus cuniculus (rabbit), 1381 nucleotides. The record is from RefSeq and is a predicted model, not a curated record. Lineage: Eukaryota; Metazoa; Chordata; Mammalia; Lagomorpha; Leporidae.
GGAGUGGCUCGCAGGGCGGUGCCCGGCAGGCCUCGGCCGAGCCGGGGCCCCGCACCGAGUUCUGCGGGUGCCGAGGGAACGCGUGGCGGGCUGGAGGGGCGGGCACGGCAGCGGGGCCGGCGCUGGGGAAGGCCAGAGGUCCGCCUUCCGGCCCGAAGUUCCCAUCAGACCGAGCCCAAAAGUUGCUGCACGCACGAAGGGCAGAGACCCGCACUCCCCUGGAGGAAGCGGGAGGCGGGGAACGGGGCGUGCGGCUCUGCGCCGGGCGUCCCCUCUGGCCGUGGCGGGGGUCUCAGGACGGGCUUCCCGCGCGGGAGCCGCGGCAGGUGCAGCACGGUCCCGGGUACCCCCGCCCUGCAGCCGUCGCUAGGGGGCGUGGCCGCGCGCCGCGUGAGAGGCUCGCGCCUCAUGAAUAUUCUGGUAUGCAGAUGAGGCCCCGCCCGGUUGCCAUGGCUCCCGGGCCGCAGCCCCGCGGCCGGAAGAACUGGCGGAGUCGGAGAGCGCCGCGGCCGCGGGCACCCAGGGCCGAGCCCCGGGCUGGGCACCCCGGCGCCCCGCAGGUGCCGCUCGGGACCCAUGCCACCCCCUUGCCCUGAUGUCUGACCCACAGCAGAAGGCAGCUGCCUGCAGCAGGUUAGACGUGGAUGGACGCAGGCUGGGAUGGAUCCUGUGGGCCGCGGCCAAGCUCAGCCAGCGUCCAGGUGCGGGAGCUGAGCUGGCAGGGCCUGCACAACCCCUGCCCUCGCAGCAAGGGCCCGGGCGGCCGCAGGGGCAGCCAUGGGGAGCAGCUGGUGGAGAAGCACCUGUCCCCGGCCCGGCUGCGAGCCCUGGCCGGGGAGGACGACCUUCAGCUGGUGCGGGUGCUGGAGAUGUGCGUGGACACGCGGGAGAGCAGCCUGGGGAACUUCGGAGUGCACCUGCCCAGCCUGAACCAGCUGAAGUUGAAUGGCAGCCGGCUGGGCUCCCUCAGAGACCUGGGCUCCUCCCUGGGCCGCCUGCAGGUGCUGUGGCUGGCCCGCUGCGGUCUGGCUGACCUGGACGGCGUCGGCUCCAUGCCAGCACUGAAGGAGCUGUUCGUCUCCUACAACAACAUCUCGGACCUGAGCCCGCUGUGCCUGCUUGAGCACCUGGAGGUGCUGGACCUGGAGGGCAACAGCGUGGAGGACCUGGGGCAGGUGGGCUACCUGCGGCUGUGCCCACGGCUGGCCACGCUCACCCUGGAAGGCAACCUGGUGUGCCUGCGGCCGGACCCCGGCCCCGCCAGCAAGGUGCGGCCAGCGUGCGUGCGGGAGGGGCCGUCCCACAGGCCAGAGACCCCUGCCCCCUCUGCCACAGUGGGCUCCCUGUGAGCUCGGCGUCUUCUGUCUCUGGAGGCUUGCCA